CUUUGCGAUUUUCACAAUGAUUUAUUUUAUCGUGUAACCGCAAAGCGUCGGAUCUGAAAAUUGAAAUUCGAUAACAACAACAACAACAACAAUAUUUUUCAAAUUUACAGAUAAUUAGCCUUACUACAGGCACAGUAAAACUCUACAUGAUACUGUGAAUGUAACUUAAACACCAUGGAGACCUACCUCACUCUACUGUAUGUUACACUGGAGCAGGAGUUAGCUCUCAAAGAUUUCUUCAGCGAGAAGGGAUGGACUUAUUGUAAACCAGAUCUUGGUGUAAUGACAGAUAAAGCGGGUCCAUUUCAAAACCCACAAGCCAUUAGAACAAAAAGUGGAGGGAUAAUCACAUAUUCUGAACUGUCAGAUAAUUAUGAACCUGCGAAAACAAGGUCAAAUAAAGUAGUUACCAAGAAAAGAAGUACAAAAGUCAACAUAUCUUCAUCUGUACCUGACAUUGUCAAAGUUGAAGUUUCUACUGAAGAAGAUGAUUUUCCCAGUCAGUCAGAGGAUGUCGAAAAUGAAGUUGGGGAAGACACAACUGAGAACGAUGAUGGUGACAAUGACGAUGAUUUUGCCGAUGUUAUGAAUAGUACUGAUGACAGAGAGGAAAAUGAUACAGGUGUAGCUGCAGUCUCUAAUUCUCCAAAGAAACGUGGAAGACCUGUCAGAAAAACUCCCAAAGCUUCACUCAAGAAAAGCAACAAAGAUUCUGGUGGAAGCGUUACUCCAGGGACUAGUUCAGGUGAUCAGGAAGAAGUUUCAGCAUCGGGUCGUAAAAGAAGGAGAGUGGCAGCUAAGGCAGAUGCAACAAUCGCAUCAAUUAUAUCAGAGGAAAAAGAAGAGACUGAGCUGAAACCUUUGGUGCUGGUGAAAAAUAAAGUAAUACAGCCGGAAAAGAGGCCACCACCUGGAGUCAAACAAAAGUGCACCAUGUGUCCAAGAGAAUUCACAUUCCAGUUUAAUUUAGACAGGCACUACAAACUUGCUCAUGAUCCUGAUAAUCCUCCAAAGCAAAAACCUAAAUACCAUGGCCCAAAGCAACAAUGUGACAUCUGUGGUAGUGUUUUCAGUCGUUCAGAUAUACUUCUGGACCAUAAGAGGCAUAUACACCAGGGAGUACGUAGAGUAAGGUCUGUACAAAGGUGUACAUGUGAUGUUUGUGGAACGACGUUUAAAAGAAGAACUCACUUAAAGGAACAUAUUCUUGUGCAACAUUCUGGAUCACGCUUGCCACAUGCUUGUAAUUUGUGUGAACAGAGUUUUGUCCGUUACAGAUUGCUAGAGGCGCACAUGAAUAGGGUCCAUCUAAAAGUGAAACCUUUUGGAUGUUCAUUCUGUAAUGGAAAAUUUAUUAGUCAGGCUUCAGCAGAAAGGCAUAUGAAGAUGAAAAUAUGUCAGUCAGAUAGGGCAAAAAGAUUUAAAUGUAUACAAUGUGAAAAGAAGUUUUCAGAUUCCCAAGGUUUAGAGAUGCACAUGACAGCUAUACAUUUUGGUGGAGCUUACAGUUGUGUAUGUGGAGAAAUUGUAAAAUGGUCCAGUAGCGUUGCCAAGCACAAAAGAAGAUGUAAAGCAUACCAAGAGUAUGUAGCAGCUAAUGGAGAGGCUGAAGAUAAAUUAUGUAACAUUAUUGAAGUGUCCUAUGAUGAUGUAUUGUUAAAAAACACUGAUGAACAUAAUUCUGAAGAUAUACCUAAUGUUUCUAGUAAUGAAAAUGAAAAGUUAGCUGAGCAAGAUUGUCAUAGUACUGCAACAACAGAUAUACCUAAUGUUUCUAGUAACGAAAAUGAAAAGUUAGCUGAGCAAGAUUGUCAUAGUUCUGCAACAACAGAUAUACCUAAUGUUUCUAGUAAUGAAAAUGAAAUGUUAGCUGAGCUAGAUUGUCAAACUGACGUGCAACCUUCAUGUAACUAAAAGCCUGAUGAUUUUAUUAGCUCACCUGUCACAUAGUGACAAGGUGAGCUUUUGUGAUCACACUUCGUCCGACGUCAGUCCGUCCGUCUCAUGCAUCCGUGCGUCAACAAUUUCUUGUCUGCACAAUAGUGGUUUCAUUUAUGAUUUUAUUUUAAACAAACUUGCACACAACUUGUAUCACCAUAAGAUCUCGGUUCCUUUCUUGAACUGGCCAGAUCCCAUUACAGGUUCCAGAGUUAUGGCCCCUGAAAGGGCCAAAAUUAGCUAUUUUGAGCUUGUCUGCACAAUAGCAGCUAUAUUUAUAAUUUGAUUUUUACCAAACUGGCACACAACUUGUAUCACCAUAAGAUCUCGGUUCCUUUCUUGAACUGGUCAGAUUCCAUUAUGGGUUCCAGACUUAUGGCCCCUGAAAUGGCCAGAAUUAGCUAUUUUGACCUUGUCUGCACAAUAGCAGCUUCAUUUAUUAUUUUAUUUUAACCAAACUUGCACACAACUUGUAUCACCAUAUGAUUUUGGGUCCUUUCUUGAACUGGCCAGAUUCCUUUAUGGGUUCCAGAGUGAUGGCCCCUGAAAGGGCCAGAAUUAACUAUUUUGACCUUGUCUGCACAAUAGCAGCUUCAUUUAUGAUUUGAAUUUAAUCAAACUUGCACUAAAACUUGUGUCACCAUAAGAUCUCGGUUCCUUCCUUGAACCGGCCAGAUCCCCUAAUGGAUUCCAGAGUUAUGGCCCCUGAAAGGGCCAAAAUUAGCUAUUUUGACCUUGUCUGCACAAUAGCAGCUUCAUUUAUGAUUUGAUUUUAACCAAACUUGCACAAAACUUGUAUCACCACAAGAUCUUGGUUCCUUUGUUGAACUGGCCAGAUUCCUUCAUGGGUUUCAGGGUUAUGGCCCCUUAAAGGUCUAAAAUUGGCUAUUUUGGCUUUUGCAGCCAUAUAGAGACUUCAUUUAUGGUUUUAUUUGAUACAAACUUCCAAAAUAUCUUCAACAACAAUAAAUCUUGGAUUCCAUGACAAAUCAGGUCCAUUCAUAGGUUCCAGAGUUAUUUUAUAUCUGAUUACCUCCCCUGAUUGUAAUCAAAAUGGAUUUAUAUCAGUAAGUACUUAUAGGACUUAUUUGAAAUUUCAUUAUUGUCAUAAGUUGGACUGAGCCAAUGAGGGUAGAUAACUAUGGACUGAUUUUAUGUCAAAUUACCUCCCUUUAUUUCAAAUUAAAAUGGGUAUAUCUCCGUAACUAAUGAAGAUACUGAUCUGAAAUUUCAUUUAUGUCAACAGAUUUAUUUGGCAGGCCCUCCUUUUGUUAACUUACAAUCAUUUUUUUUUAAUUACUUCCCUUUUACGUUACUAUAAAUAGCUUGUUUUUAGUAACUUUUUUAUUAUUAGCCAUAGGGAAAAACCGAGACCACUUUUCUGUGAUACAACAUGGAUGGUACCUCCAAGUUUUAGGUGUAUUUUGACAUAUCUGUACCUUGUAAGAAUUUUUUUUUUCUUUUUGGUUUAAUUUCUUCCCUUUCUUGUUCCUGUCCUUUGGACUUAGAUAUUUUUUCUGAGGACCUUCUUGUCCUCAAGUGCAAUGAUAACAGGUGAGCGAUAUAGGGCCAUCAUGGCCCUCUUGUUAUUUGUUCACAAUUCCUGUUUUAUAUUGUUUAGGACUUUUAUUACCUCACCUGAGCACAAAGUACUCAAGGUGAGCUAUGGUGACCAGUCAUUGUCCCGCGUGCAACGUAUCUCAUCGUCAACAUUUGCCUUGUGAACACUCAGUAGGCCAGAUCAAAGAAAGCUUGUGAACACUAUAGAGGCCACAGUUUUACUCAAUCUUUAUGAAACUUGGUCAGAAUGUUUAUCUUGAUGAUCUCUAGGUAAUGUUUGAAUCUGGGUCAUGUGGGUCAAAAAGUAGGUCACCUGGUCAAAGCAAAGGAAAACCUUGUGAACACUCCCGAGGCCUCAGUUGUCACUCUAUCUUUAUGAAACUUAGAAUGUUUGUCUUGGUGAUCUCUAGGUCAAGUUUAAAACUAGGUCACAUGGUAUAAAAAACUAGGCCAGAACAGAGGAAAAUCUUGUUAACACUCUAGAGUCCACAGUUUAAGUUUGAAACGCAUGAGAAUUUGUCAGAAUGUUUGUCUUGUAGACCUUUAGGUCAAGUUUGAAUUUGGGUCAUGUUGGGUGAAAAACUAGGUCAUCAGGUCAAAUCAAAGGAAAAACUUGAUAUCACUGCAGAGGCCAUGUUUAUGACCGUAUCUUCAUGAAACUUGGUCAAAAUGUUUCUCUUUAUGAUCUCUAGCCCAAUUUCAAAUCUGGGUCAUCCGGGAUCAAAAACUAAGUCUCCUGUUUUAAUCAAAGAAAAACACUGUUUAUGCAAUAGGGGCUGCAUUUUUCAUUUGAUGUGCAUGAAACUUUGUCAGAAUGUUUGUCUACAUGAAAUCUUGGAUAAAAUUUUAUCCUGGUCAUGGGGAGUCAAAAACUAGGUCAUCAGGUCAAAUCAAAGAAUAAGGUUGUUUGCACUCAAGGGGCCACAUUUUUAGCUCACCUGAGCACAAAGUGCUCAAAGUUGAGCUUUUGUGAUUGCCCUGUGUCCAUCAUCCGUCAGUCUUCUGUCGUCAACAAUUUGACUGUUAACACUCUAGAGGUCACAGUUUUGGCCCAGUUUUAAUGAAACUUGGUCAGAAUGUUACUCUCAAUAAAAUCUUGGACGAGUUCGAUAUUGGAUUAUCUGGGGUCAAAAAACUAGGUCACCAGGUCAGAUCAAAGGAAAAGCUUGUGAACACUACAGGCCACAUUUAUGACUGUAUCUUCAUGAAACUUUGUCAGAAUGUUAAUCUUGAUGAACAUAAGGUCAGGUUCAAAUCGGGGUUAGGUGGGGUCAAAAACUAGGUCACCAGGUCAGAUCAAAGGAAAAUUUUGUUAACUCUCUAGAGGCCACAUUUAUGACUGCAUCUUCAUGAAACUUGAUCAGAAUAUUAACCUUGAUGAUCUUUAGGUCAAGUUCAAAUCUAGGUCAAGUGGAUUCAGAAACUAGGUCACCAGGUUAAAUCAAAUGUAAGGCUUGUUAACACUCUAGAGGCCACAUUUAUGACCAUACCAUAAUGAAACUUGGUCAGAAUUUUAAUCUUGAUGAUCUCUAGUUCAAGUUUAAAUCUGUGUCAGGUGGAGUCAAAACUAGGUCACCAGGUCAAAUCAAAGGAAAAGCUAGUUAACACUCUAGAGGCCACAUUCAUGACCAUAUCUUAAUGAAACUUGGUCAGAAUGUUAACCUUGAUGAUCUUUAGGUCAACUUUAAAUGUGGGUCAGAUGGGGUCUCAAACUAGGUCUCCAGAUCAAAUCAAAGCAAAAGCUUGUUAACACUCAGAGGCCACAUUUAUGACUGUAUCUUCAUGAAACUUGAUCAAAAUGUUAACCUUGAUGAUCUUUAGGUCAGUUCGAAUUUGGAUCUUGUGGAAUGUGACCUACUGACCUGCUUUUUAUGCCCCCGAAGGGAGGCAUAUAGUUUUUGAACUGUCUGUCUGUCAGUCUGUCUGCAAUUUUCGUGUCCAGUCCAUAUCUUUGAUCAUGGAUGGAUUUUCAAAUAACUUGGCAUGAAUGUGUACCAAAGUAAGAUGAUGUGUCGCACGCAAGACCCAGGUCCGUAGCUCAAAGGUCAAGGUCACACUUAGACGUUGAAGGAUAGUGCAUUGAUGGGCGUGUCCGGACUUUGUCAUUGAUGGAUGGAUUUUCAAAUAACUUGGCAUGAAUGUGUAUCACAGUAAGAUGACGUGUCGCGUGCAAGACCCAGGUCCGUAGCUCAAAGGUCAAGGUCACACUUAGACGUUAAAGGAUAGUGCCUUGAUGGGUGUGUCCGGUCCAUAUCUUUGUCAUCCAUGGAUGGAUGGGCGUGUCCGGUCCAUAUCUUUGUCACCCAUGGAUGGAUUUUCAAAUAACUUGACAUGAAUGUGUACCACAGUAAGACGACAUGUUGCACGCAGGACCCAGGUCCGUAGCUCAAAGGUCAAGGUCACACUAAGACGUUAAAGGAUAGUGCAUUGAUGGGCGUGUCCGGUCCAUAUCUUUGUCAUCCAUGGAUGGAUUUUCAAAUAACUUGUCAUAAAUGUGUACCACAGUAAGAUGAUGUGUCGCACGCAAGACCCAGGUCCGUAGCUCAAAGGUCAAGGUCACAGACGUUAAAGGAUAGUGCAUUGAUGGGCGUGUCCGGUCCAUAUCUUUGUCAUCGAUGGAUGGAUUUUCAAAUAACUUGGCAUGAAUGUGUACCACAGUAAGACGACGUGUCGCGCGCAAAACCCAGGUCCGUAGCUCAAAGGUCAAGGUCACACUUAGACGUUAAAGGAUAGUGCAUUGAUGGGCAUGUCCGGUCCAUAUCUUUGUCAUCCAUGGAUGGAUUUUCAAAUAACUUGGCAUGAAUGUGUACCACAGUAAGACGACGUGUCGCGCGCAAGACCCAUUGCGGUAGCUCGAAGGUCAAGUUCACACUUACACGUUAAAGGUCAUUUUUCAUGAUAGUGCAUUGAUGGGCGUGUCCGGUCCAUAUCUUUGUCAUUCAUACAUGGACUACGCAUGAAUGUGUGGCACAGUUAGACGACGUGUCGCGCGCAAGACCUAGCUCCAUAGGUCAAAGGUCCUAAACUCUAACAUCGGCCAUAACUAUUCAUUCAAAGUGCCAUCGGGGGCAUGUGUCAUCCUAUGGAGACAGCUCUUGUUUGUUUUUUAAAAUACAGCUUUGAAAUUUGGAUGACAUGUACAGUUUUGCACACUGAUUUUAAAACUUGACUUCAGUGAUCAUGAAUUUGACCUACUGACCUACUUUCUUCAGGUGAGUGAUACAGGGCCUUUAGGGCCCUCUUGUUAAUUCUAUUUUCAUAAACUUGGUUAGAAUGUUUUUAGCCCACCAUCAUCAGAUGGUGGGCUAUUCAAAUCACUCUGCGUCCGUGGUCCGGCGUCCUUCCGUCCGUCCGUCCGUCCUUCCGUUAACAAUUUCUCGUUAUCGCAUCUCCUCAGAAACUACCAGGGGGAUUUUGACCAAACUUUGUCAGAAUGAUGUAUUGGUACCCUAGUUGUGUCCCCCUGAAAAUCAAACUGGUUCAACAAAUUUUUAGUAAGUUAUGGCCCUUUGUUUAUUUCUAUAAUUUACAUAGAUUUAUAUAGGGAAAAACUUUGAAAAUCUUCUUGCCCAAAACCACAGAGCCUAGGGCUUUGAUAUUUGGUAUGAAGCAUCAUCUAGUGGUCCUCUACCAAGAUGAUUGAAAUUAUUUCCCUGGGGUCUAAUAUGGCCCCGCCCCGGGGGUCACAUGGUUUAUAUAGACUUAUAUAGGGAAAAACUUUGAAAAAUCUCUUGUCCAAAACCACAGGGCUUAGGGCAUUGAUAUUUUGUAUGUGACAUCAUCUGGUGGUCUUCUACUAAGAUUGUUCAAAUUAUCCCCCUAGGGUCAAGUAUAGCCCCGCCCCGGGGGUCACAUGGUUUACAUAGACUUAUAUAGGGAAAAACUUUGAAAAUCUUCUUGUCCAAACCACAAAGCCUAGGGCUUUGAUACUGGUUAUUUAGCAUCAUCUAGUGGUUCUCUACCAAGUUUGUUCAAAUUAUCCCCCUAGGGUCAAAAAAGGCCCCGCCCUGGGGGUCACAUGGUUCAUUAUAGACUUAUAUAGGGAAAAGCUUUUAAAAUGUUCUUGUCAAUAACUACAACAUUCAAAUUUGGACCACGUAUGUAUUUUUGAGUGGCAAGAUGAACCUUGACAUGAGUUGACCUUGAUUUUGACCUAGUGACCUACUUUCACAUUUCUGUAGCUACAGCCUUUAAAUUUGGACCACAUGUAUAUUUUUGAGUGGCAAGAUGAACCUUGACAUGAGUUGACCUUGAUUUUGACCUAGUGACCUACUUUCACAUUUCUGUAGCUACAGCCUUCAAAUUUUCACCACCUGCAUAGUUUUGUGCACUGGAAAAAACUUUGACCUUGAUUUUGACCUAGUGACCUACUUUAACAUUUUUGAAGGUACAGGCGUCAGAUUUGGACCAUAUGCAUAGUUCUGUGUUUCAAAAUGAAAUUUGAUAUUGAUUUUGACCUAGCGACCUACUUUCACAUUUCUCAAGCUACAGCCUUCAAAUUUGGACCACAUGCAUAGUUUUGUGUACCAAAAAAAACUUUGACCUUCACAUUGACCUAGUGACCUACUUUCACAUUUUUGAAGGUACAGGCUUCAAAUUUGGACCACAUGCAUAGUUUUGUAUUCCGAAAUAAAAUUUGACCUUGAUUUUGACCUAAUGACCUACUUUUACAUUUCUCAAGCUACAGCCUUCAAAUUUGGACCACUUGCAUAUUUUUGUGUACUGAAAUGAACUUUGACCUUUACAUUGACCUAGUGACCUACUUUCACAUUUUUAAGGUACAGGCUUCAAAUUUGGACCACAUGCAUAGUUUUGUAUUCCGAAAUAAAAUUUGACCUUGAUUUUGACCUAGUGACCUACUUUCACAUUUCUCAAGCUAUAGCCUUCAAAUUUGGACCACAUGCAUAGUUUUGUGUACCGAAAUGAACUUUGACCUUUACAUUGACCUAGUGACCUACAUUCACAUUUUUGAAGGUACUGGCUUCAAAUUUGGACCACAUGCAUAGUUUUGUAUUCUGAAAUAAAAUUUGACAUUGAUUUUGACCUAGUGACCUACUUUUACAUUUCUCAAGCUACAGCCUUCAAAUUUGGACCACUUGCAUAGUUUUGUGUACUGAAAUGAACUUGACCUUAAGAUUGACCUAGUGACCUACUUUCACAUUUCUGUAGCUACAGGCUUCAAAUUUAGACUACAUGCAUAAGAUUGUGUACCGAAACAAACUUUGACCUUGACAUUGACCUAGUGACAUACUUUCACAUUUCUCAAGCUACAGCUUUCAAAUUCGGACCACAUGCACAGUGUUGUGUACGGAAAUGAAAUUUGACCUUGAGCUAGUCAAUAAGUCUUGAAAUUUGGAGCACUCAAAAAUGGCACAUUGGUGGGCGCCAAGAUCACUCUGUGAUCUCUUGUUUUUUUUAUUAUAAAGUCUUGGAUGAUUUCAAAUCUGGGUCAUAUGGGGUCAAAACUAGGUCACUAGGUCAGAUCAAAGGAAAAGCUUGUAUAUACUCCAGAGGCCACAUUUUUGCUUCAAUCUUCAUGAAACUGUCGGAAUGUUUGUUUUUUACGGAAUCUUGGACAAGCACGAUUCUGGGUCAUGUGGGGUCAAAAUCUAGGUCAAAUCAAAGCAAAUCCUUGUUCAUACUCAAGUGGCCACAUUUUUGGUCCAAUCUUAAUGAAAAUUGGUCAGAAUAUUUGUCUCCAUGAAAUAACUAAGUCAAGCAUGUUUACACUUUUAUGGUGUUUUUCUCAGGUGAGCGACCUAGGGUCAUCUUGGCCAUCUUAUUGGUAUAAAUCUUAUCUUUUAUUCACUUUAGUUGAUUUAGUCUAAGUUAGGCAGUUAGUGUAUGUAGAUGGUCCAGCAUCAGUUUUCCCUAGUUCUACUUGAAUAAUUAUCCUCUUGUCUGAAACUGUUUGUCAUAGGUAAGUAGUAACCUGGCAUUGAUCUGUUUCAAACAUGAUUGAUUGCUUGGUGCAUUAAAGAGCUGCCAGUGCUAAAAACAGAAAUAAUUAUUUUUAAAUAUUUUCUUUGAAACUUUAUUGUGCAAACUUAUACCAGCCAUGAUCUGAGGCAUAUUUUUAGCUCAUCUGAUUUUUUGAAAAAAAAAAAUGAUGAGUUAUUGUCAUCACUUGAUCAGCGUCGGCGUUGCCUGCUUAAGUUUUAUGUUUAGUUCAGUUUUUCUCCUAAACCAUCAAAGCUAUUGCUUUGAAACUUGCAACAUUUGUUCACCAUCAUAAGUUGACCCUGUACAGCAAGAAACAUAACUCCAUCCUGCUUUUUGCAAGAUUUAUGGCCCCUUUUGUACUUAGAAAAUAUCAGAUUUCUUGGUUAAGUUUUAUGUUUAGGUCAGCUUUUCUCCUAAGCUAUCAAAGCUAUUGCUUUGAAACUUGCAACACUUGUUCACCAUCAUAAGCUGACCCUGUACAUCAAGAAACAUAACUCCAUCCUGCUUUUUGCAAGAAUUAUUGUCCCUUUUAGACUUAGAAAAUCAUUUUCUUGGUUAAGUUUUAUGUUUAGGUCAGCUUUUCUCCUAAACUAUCAGAGCUGUUGCUUUAAAACUUGCAACACGUGUUCACCAUCUUAAGCUGACCCUGUACAUCAAGAAACAUAACUCCAUCCUGCUUUUUGCAAGAUGCAUGGCCCCUUUUGGACUUAGAAAAUAUCAGAUUUCUUGGUUAAGUUUUAUGUUUAGGUCAACUUUUUCUCUUAAACUAUCAAAGCUAUUGCUUUGAAACUUGCAACAGUUGUUCACCAUCAUAAGCUGACCCUGUACAUCAAGAAACAUAGCUCCAUCCUGCUUUUUUUCAAGAAUUAUUGCCCCUUUUGGACUUAGAAAAUCAGUUUUCUUGGUUGAGUAAUAUGUUUAAGUCAGCUGUUCUCAUAAACUAUCAAAGCUAUUGCUUUAAAACUUACAACACUUGUGUACCAUCAUAAGCUGACCAUGUACAGCAAGAAACAUAACUCCAUCCUGCUUUUUGCAAGAAUUAUUGCCCCUUUUAGACUUAGAAAAUCAGUUUUCUUGGUUAAGUUUUAUGUUUAGGUCAGUUUUUCUCCUAAACUAUCAGAGCUGUUGCUUUAAAACUUGCAACACGUGUUCCCCAUCUUAAGCUGACCCUGUACAGCAAGAAACAUAACUCCAUCCUGCUUUUUGCAAGAUGUAUGGCCCCUUUUGGACUUAGAAAAUAUCAGAUUUCUUGGUUAAGUUUUAUGUUUAGGUCAACUUUUUCUCUUAAACUAUCAAAGCUAUUGCUUUGAAACUUGCAACAGUUGUUCACCAUCAUAAGCUGACCCUGUACAUCAAGAAACAUAGCUCCAUCCUGCUUUUUUUCAAGAAUUAUUGCCCCUUUUGGACUUAGAAAAUCAGUUUUCUUGGUUGAGUAAUAUGUUUAAGUCAGCUGUUCUCAUAAACUAUCAAAGCUAUUGCUUUAAAACUUGCAACACUUGUGUACCAUCAUAAGCUGACCAUGUACAGCAAGAAACAUAACUCUGUCCUGCUUUUUGCAAGACUUAUGGUCCCUUUUGGACUUAGAAAAUAUCAGAUUUAUUGGUUAAGUUUUAUGUUUAGGUCAGCUUUUCUCUUAAACUAUUCAAGCUAUUGCUUUGAAACUUGCAACAGUUGUUCACCAUCAUAAGCUGACUAUGUACAUCAAGAAACAUAACUGCUUUUUGCAAGAAUUAUGGCUCAUUUUGGACUUAGAAAAUCAUUGGUAGGACAAUUUUUUUAUUAUACAAAAAAAAUUCAAGUGAAACUGUGCACUUCGGAUAUUGUUUGGGAUUUCAAAUGGUAAGACCAGAAUUAUGGUCCUUAACUUAGUGAAAAAUGUGCAUAAAGAACCUGAAAGAUUGUGUUGCAUAUAUCUCAAAAAGCGUUUGACCUAGAGUCACGAAACUUUACAGAAAUGUUGUUCACCUGGCAAUGUUGUGCAUUCGUUUUAAUGGGAUUUCAGUGAGCAAGACUAGUAAUAUGACCCUCCAAUUUGUCAAAAAAUAUACAUAAAAGCCUGAAGUUUAUGUUGCACAUAUCUUAAAAAGUAUUUGACCUAGAAUUAUGAAACCUUAAAGGAAUGUUACUUACAUGAUGUUUUACACCUGGUGUGUUAUCUAGGCUCCCCCACUUAAAUUUAUUUUUGUUUUGUUUUACACUCAGAUUCUUAAUGAUGUUUUGGCAUUCAUGACACCCCCAACAUACCACUUUCGAAUGUUGUUAUUAUGAUGCCCCCCUUCGAAGAAGGAGGGGUAUAUUGUUUUGCAGAUGUCGGUAUGUCUGUCUGUCAGUCGGUCUGUAUGUAGACCAGUCCGUUUCCGGAUGAUAACUCAAGAUCGCUUGGGCCUAGGAUCAUGAAAGUUGAUAGGAAGUUUGAUCAUCACCUUCAGAUGACCCCUGUUGAUUUUGAGGUCUGUAUAUCAAAGGUCAAGGUCACAGUGACCCUGAACAGUUAAACGGUUUCCGGAUGAUAACUCAAGAACGCUUGGGCCUAGGAUCAUGAAAGUUGAUAGGGAGGUUGGUCAGGACCAGCAGAUGACCCCUGUUGAUUUUGAGGUCAGUAUGUCGAAGUUCAAGGUCACAGUGACCCGGAACAAUUAAAUGGUUUCCGGAUGGUAACUCAAGAUUGCUUGGGCCUAGGAUCUUGAAAGUUGAUAGGAAUGUUGUUCAUGACCAGCAGAUGACCCCUAUUGAUUUUGAAGUCAUUAGGUCAAAGGUCAAGGUAACAGUGACCAGGAACGGUAAAACGGUUUCAGGGCGAUAUCUCAAGAACGCUUAGGCCUAGGAUCAGGAAAAUUGAUAAGGAGAUUGUUCAUGACCAGCAGAUGACCCCUAGUGAUUUUGAGGUCAUUUAGUCAGAGUUCAAGGUCAGGUUGGCCAGGAACAGUUAAACAGUUUCUGGACAAUAACUUGAGAAUGCUUGGGCCAAGGGUCAUGAAAGAUGAUAGAGAGGUUCAUCAUGACCAGCAGAUGACCCCUAUUGAUUUUGAGGUCAAUAGGUCAAUGUCACAUUGAACCAGAACAGUAGAACUUUUGUUUACAGUGAGCAAAUAAUUUCUGUUCCUUGUGCAAUUACUGAAUGCAUCAAGGGGGGCAUUUCGUGUUCGACGAGCUCUUGUUUUUGUUGUUUUUCUUCCAGUUUCAUUAUUGUCUCUUGCAUUGGUAAUAUCUUGGUCUGUAGCUUCAUUAUAAGGUCCUCCUCCAAAUUAUACAAAUGGGGGCAGUCUUCAUUUUUAGGGGCGCUAGACUUAAAAAUAGAAAUGCUUUCAUAAGAUUUCUUCUCAUGAAAUGCUUCAUGGAUCUUCAUCAAACUUGAUUUGUAGCAUUAUAAGGCUCUUUACCAAAAAUUUUAUGCCGCCAAAGGUGGACAUAUAAAAAUCACACCAUCCGUCCAUCCAUGUGUGUCAGUGCAUCCAUUUAAUUCUUGUCUGGGCUGUAACUCUUUCAUUCAUCAGGGAUUUUGAAAUUACUAGGCAUAAAUGUUCACCAUAAUAAGACGACGUGUCAUGCGCAAGACCCGUAGCUCCAAGAUCAUGGUCACACUUAGAGAUCAACGGUUAUCAUGGUCUGUUUCGUGUGUGAUCCAUAACUCUGCCAUCCAUGAAGGGAUUUUCAAAUAACUUGGCAUAAAUGUUUACCAUAAUGAGACGUUGUGUCAUGCGCAAAAUCUAGACCCCUACCUCCAAGGUCAAGGUCACACUUAGAAGUCAAAGGUUAACAGGGUCUGUUUCGUGUCCGGUCCAUAACUCUGCCAUUCAUCAAGGGAUUUUGAAAUUACUUGGCAUAAAUGUUCCUCAUAAUGAGACGACAUGUCAUGCACAAGGUGUCAUGCAGAAGACCUAGACCCCUAGCUUAAAGGUCAAAGUCACACUGAGAAGUUUUAGUCUAGGUCAAGGUCAUGAAAUGAUGUGUGAUUUUUAGCUCAACUGAGCACAAAGUGCUCAAAGGUGAGCUUUAGUGAUCGCCCUGUGUCCAUCGUCAGUCGUCCAUCGUCAGUCGUCCGUCGUCAACAGUUUGACUCUUAACACUCUAGAGGUCACAAUUUUGGCCCGAACUUGAUGAAACUUGGUCAGAAUGUUACCCUCAAUAAAAUCUUGGAUGAGUUCAGUAUUGGGUCAUCUGGGGUCAAAAACUAGGUCACCAGGACAAAUCAAAGGAAAAGCUUGUUAACACUCUAGAUGUCACAAUUUUGGCCCAAUCUUAAUGAAACUUGGACAGAAUGUUACCCUCAUUAUAGUCUUGGAUGAGUUUGAUAUUGGGUCAUCUGGGGUCAAAAAUUAGGUCACCAGGUCAGAUCAAAGAAAAAGCUUGUUAACACUGUACAGGCCAGAUUUAUGACUGUAUCUUCAUGAAACUUGGACAGAAUGUUAAUCUUGAUGAUUUCAAGGUCAAGUUUUAAUCUUGGUCAUGUAGAGUCAAAAACUAGGUCACCAGGUCAAAUCAAAGGAAAAGCUAGUUUACACUGUAGAGGCCACAUUUAUGACCAUAUCUUAAUGCAACUUAGUCAGAAUGUUAAUCUUGAUGAUCUAUAAGUAAAGUUCAAAUCUGGGUCAGGUGGGGUCCAAAACUAGGUCACUAGGUCAAAUCAAAGGAAAAGCUUGUUAUCACUCUAGAGGCCACAUUUAUGACUGUAUUUUCAUGAAACUUAGUUAGAAUGUUAAUCUUGGUGAUCUUUAGGUCAAGUUUGAAUCUGGGUCAUGUCUGGUGGUCAAAAACUAGGUCACUGGGUCAAAUUGAAGGAAAAGCUAUUUUACAUUUUAGAGGCCUCAUUUAUGAUCAUAUCUUAAUGAAACUUGGUCGGAAUGUUAAUCUUGAUGAUCUUUAGGUCAAUAGGUGAGGUGAGUGAUACAGGGCCUUCAUGGCCCUCUUGCUUACGCAUACAAGAUAAAACUAGAAAUAUCUUUAAACAACUUCUAAUGAGUAGCUAGAUAGAUUUUCGUCAGACUUUGUAUGUACGAUCAUUAUAAGGUCCUCUCUCAAAUUUGUUCAAAAGGGGGAAGUUGGCCCCAUUUAGGGGUUGCUAUGGCUUCAAGUAAAAAUACCUUUUAAUGACUACUUAUCAUGAAUCAGUCAAUGGAUCUUCAUCAAAUCAAUCUGUAGCAUUAAUACAACUUCACAAGGUCUUCACAUAGAUAUUUUCAGUUUGGGGUGUUUGGUUCCUUAAAGGUCAAAUGGUUAAGGCCUUCUUCAGGUGAGCAACUAAGGCCAAGUUUAAAGAACUCCAAAGUAAUGGGAACUCCUUAACUCAGAAUACCUUGAUUACCUUGGAAUUAUAACUUUGAAUUAUCAAAGAAAGAUUUUGAUGGGGUAGUUACCAUUGUAAAUUUCUGUUUUGUUUUGGACACAAAAAUGUUUUAAAGUUUCAGUUUUGACUUCAUUUGAAGAUGGGUUGUAAUAAAACUUCCAGGAUAUCUUAGAAACAUUAAUGAGACACAUCAUGAUCAAACCAACAUAGUCAUGAUAGUGGCAUCAUUUCUUAAUAUUUCUUAAUAUUAGCGAAAAUAGAACCAUAGCAAAUUUUACCCCAUCUGCAUUUUAAAAAAAAAUGUUGAUUUAAAAAAAUAUCUUAGGACAGGGUACAUUUUUGACUAUCAUAAUUAUAGACAUUUUAAAAGAUAUCUCAGAGAUUCAAAAAAAUAUACUUCUAGCCCCAAGAAAUAUCUUAUUGUUACCCUGCAAAUUUCUUAAAUGGACUGGUCCAUCAUUUAAUUUGGCAGUACCACUUAUUUCGCAAAGGGAUGUUCUCUGAAAAUUUACAGACUGAAGAGUGAACAGUGCAGACCAUGAUCUAAGUAUCUAUAUUUAAUAUGACUGAAACACAUAUUUCUCUAUAGCGUAGAGAUGGACGAAAGUUUUUAUUGCCGCGUGUUUGAUUCCUGAAGUGGGCAUCUUUUUUUUUCUUCUUGAUUUGGCAUUUUUAAGAUAGACUAGAAACAAAAACUUAUUUUAAAAUGUUAAUAAUUUGUCAAAACUUUUUUAGCAAAAAAAUCUGGAUGUCAGUGCCUUUAAAUGUGUUAAAUAAUACAGUAACUGUCUAAAUAAUUGUUAUGAAAAUAUUUUGAUAGACAUUAUACUAUUAAUAGACAUGCAAUAUCAUGUAUUAUCAGUAACACUGUAUUUUACUGGACUGCAGACACUUGCCUUUUUCAAGCCCAGAAUAGUUGUUAAUUACAAAGGAAAAAUACAUUUUGGAAGUAAAAAAAAAGAUAUGAUUGCCAGUAAAUAAAUGUAUUAUUUAGAGUUAUUAUUAACCUUUUAACAUUUUCAGUGAAAACCCCUUCGAAUUAUAUAUGGUAUUGCCCAAAUUGAAUGAUAGACCAGUCCAUUUUAGAAAUUUAGCAGGAUAAGGGUUAAAGUAAAAACAGGUUCAGGAGAUCAAGUAUAAACCUGCUGAAUUUUAUAGGAAGACUUAUGUUACUCAUAUGUUUUAUUCAAGAAUUUACAGGUUCAUGUAAGUCAUGUAAAUAGUAUUGUGUGAAGUACAUAAAUAUAUGAAAUAAACUUGUUUCAUUUA
This is a messenger RNA of Mercenaria mercenaria, 15994 nucleotides long. Its product is annotated as zinc finger protein 37-like. Gene Ontology annotation, molecular function: DNA-binding transcription factor activity; RNA polymerase II cis-regulatory region sequence-specific DNA binding. NCBI's taxonomy places the organism in Eukaryota, Metazoa, Mollusca, Bivalvia, Venerida, Veneridae. Gene Ontology annotation, biological process: regulation of transcription by RNA polymerase II. Bases 175 to 1914 code for a protein of 579 amino acids. The record is from RefSeq and is a predicted model, not a curated record. The transcript is spliced from 4 exons.